Molecule: messenger RNA, 804 nt
Organism: Myripristis murdjan (pinecone soldierfish)
Lineage: Eukaryota; Metazoa; Chordata; Actinopteri; Holocentriformes; Holocentridae
Exons: 1
Coding region: 1-804 (267 amino acids)
Source: RefSeq, a predicted model, not a curated record
AUGCUGCCACUCAGUGACAUCAUCAGAAGGCACAAUGUAUGUUUUCACAGUUAUGCAGACGACACACAACUGUAUAUUUCUGCUGAACCAAAUGAUGCUACAGCGAUAAACUCCAUCACUACCUGUCUCAUGGCAGCGAACAAAUGGAUGAGCGAUAACUUCUUAAAGCUAAAUGAAGACAAAACAGAGAUCCUGUUAGUGGGCCCCAAAACAAAAAGAGAGACGCUGUCCAUUAACUUGGGGAAACUGGCUCCCAGGAUUAAAUCUGAGGUUACAAGUCUUGGCAUUGUAUUGGAUCCAGAUCUUAGUUUCAAGUCUCACAUUAAUAAGGUGACGAAGACAUCAUUCUUCCACCUUAGAAACCUCGCUAAAGUGCGACCAUUUAUAAAUCAAAAAGAUGCUGAACAACUAAUACAUGCUUUUAUCUCAAGCAGACUUGACUACUGUAACGUACUUUUUACCGGCCUCCCAAAGAAAACUACUGACAGACUUCAGCUCAUCCAAAACUCUGCUGCUCGCUUAUUAACCAGAACCAGGAAGAGAGAGCAUAUUAGUCCGGUGUUAGCUGCCCUACACUGGCUCCCUGUAACAUUUAGAGUUGAUUUUAAGGUUUUCCUGCUUGUAUAUAAAGCACUUCAUGGGCUGGGACCGAGCUACAUUGCCAACUCCCUUAUUGGCUAUGCACCCCAAAGAGCACUGCGAUCAUCUGCUGCUGGCUUAUUGGUUCCCUACAACAGUCGAAAGAAAAUUGGGGAUGCCGCCUUUAUUACUUACCCCCCUAAGCUCUGGACACACUACCUUUAG